This is a messenger RNA of Meriones unguiculatus (Mongolian gerbil), 2811 nucleotides long. RefSeq names its product Bruton tyrosine kinase (gene Btk). Gene Ontology annotation, biological process: B cell receptor signaling pathway; T cell receptor signaling pathway; intracellular signal transduction. NCBI's taxonomy places the organism in Eukaryota, Metazoa, Chordata, Mammalia, Rodentia, Muridae. The coding region runs from base 162 to 2141 and encodes 659 amino acids. The transcript has 19 exons. Gene Ontology annotation, molecular function: ATP binding; protein binding; non-membrane spanning protein tyrosine kinase activity. The record is from RefSeq and is a predicted model, not a curated record.
CAGACUGUCCUUCCUCUCUGGACUGUGAGAAUAUGUCUCCAGAGCCAGUGUCUUCUGAGAGUGAGUCUCACCUUCCAAGUCCUGAUAUCUCAUUACGUCUGAGAAGUGACCUGCACUAAGUCAAAACUGAGAACACAGGCGAGUUCCAGGGAGAGGAAACCAUGGCUGCAGUGAUACUGGAGAGCAUCUUUCUGAAGCGCUCCCAACAGAAAAAGAAAACAUCCCCAUUAAACUUUAAGAAACGCCUAUUUCUCUUGACUGUGCACAAACUUUCUUACUAUGAGUAUGACUUUGAACGUGGGAAAAAAGGCAGUAAGAAAGGUUCAAUAGAUGUCGAGAAGAUCACCUGCGUUGAGACAGUAGUUCCUGAAAAAAAUCCUCCACCCGAAAGACAGAUUCCGAGGAGGAGUGAAGAGCUCAGUGAAAUGGAACAGAUUACAAUCAUUGAAAGGUUCCCGUACCCAUUCCAGGUUGUAUAUGAUGAAGGACCCCUCUAUGUUUUCUCCCCAACUGAAGAGCUGAGAAAGCGUUGGAUUCACCACCUCAAAAAUGUAAUCCGGUAUAAUAGUGACCUUGUACAGAAAUACCAUCCUUGCUUCUGGAUUGAUGGACAGUAUCUCUGCUGCUCUCAGACAGCCAAGAAUGCUAUGGGCUGCCAAAUUUUGGAGAACAGGAAUGGAAGCUUAAAACCUGGGAGUUCUCAUCGAAAAACGAAAAAGCCUCUUCCCCCUACCCCAGAGGAAGAUCAGAUCUUGAAAAAACCACUCCCCCCUGAGCCAACAGCAGCGCCAAUCUCCCCAAGGGAGCUGAAAAAGGUUGUGGCCCUUUAUGAUUAUAUGCCAAUGAAUGCAAAUGACUUACAAUUGCGAAAGGGUGAGGAGUACUUUAUCCUGGAGGAGAGCAACCUACCAUGGUGGCGAGCACGAGAUAAAAAUGGGCAGGAAGGCUACAUCCCUAGUAACUAUGUCACUGAAGCAGAGGACUCCAUAGAGAUGUAUGAGUGGUAUUCCAAGCACAUGACCCGAAGUCAAGCUGAGCAACUGCUAAAGCAAGAGGGAAAAGAAGGAGGUUUCAUUGUCAGAGACUCCAGCAAAGCUGGAAAAUACACGGUGUCUGUGUUUGCUAAAUCUGCAGGGGAUCCUCAAGGGGUGAUACGUCAUUACGUUGUGUGUUCCACACCUCAGAGUCAGUAUUACUUGGCUGAGAAACACCUUUUUAGCACCAUCCCAGAGCUCAUCAACUACCAUCAACAUAAUUCUGCAGGACUCAUAUCCAGGCUGAAAUAUCCUGUGUCUAAACGAAACAAAAACGCUCCUUCUACUGCAGGCCUGGGCUAUGGAUCAUGGGAAAUUGAUCCAAAGGACCUGACCUUCUUGAAGGAGCUUGGGACUGGACAAUUUGGUGUAGUGAAAUAUGGGAAAUGGAGGGGACAAUAUGAUGUGGCCAUCAAGAUGAUCAGAGAAGGCUCCAUGUCUGAGGAUGAAUUCAUUGAAGAAGCCAAAGUUAUGAUGAAUCUUUCCCACGAGAAGCUCGUGCAGUUGUACGGAGUCUGCACCAAACAGCGCCCUAUCUUCAUCAUCACUGAGUACAUGGCUAAUGGCUGCCUCUUGAACUACCUGAGGGAGAUGCGGCACCGCUUCCAGACUCAGCAACUGCUGGAGAUGUGCAAAGAUGUCUGUGAAGCAAUGGAGUACCUGGAGUCAAAGCAGUUCCUUCACCGAGACCUGGCGGCUCGAAACUGUUUGGUAAAUGAUCAAGGAGUUGUGAAAGUAUCCGACUUUGGCUUGUCUAGGUAUGUCCUGGAUGAUGAAUACACCAGUUCAGUAGGUUCUAAAUUUCCAGUCCGGUGGUCUCCACCAGAAGUGCUCAUGUAUAGCAAGUUCAGCAGCAAAUCUGACAUUUGGGCUUUUGGGGUUUUAAUGUGGGAAAUUUACUCCCUGGGGAAAAUGCCAUAUGAGAGAUUUACUAACAGUGAGACAGCAGAACACAUUGCUCAAGGCUUACGUCUAUACAGGCCUCAUCUGGCAUCAGAGAGAGUAUAUACCAUCAUGUACAGCUGCUGGCAUGAGAAAGCAGAUGAACGCCCUAGUUUCAAAACUCUCUUGAGUAACAUUCUAGAUGUCAUGGAUGAAGAAUCCUGACCUGGUUGAGAAGCUUCAUGAAUCUACUCCUUUCUCCUUCAAGAGAGAGGCUUUUCCACUUUUCCUGAGGUGGCUCCAGGCUCCCAGGCUCUGUAGCCUUCCAGGCUCCUACUGAAUACAUAAAGGCCCCAGUACAUCUCGGAAUGCCUUUCUUCUUUCAGUCCUCGGCAUAAUGCUUCUGAGAAAAGGCCAAGGAAUUUCUGUGCCUGGUAUUACCCAUAACUUCAAGACUCCUAACAGAUUGAAUUUGGGAUGGGAACAUUUGGGGGGAGGGAAAGAUGUAAAUAGCUCCACUAGUUGUCCAAGAGCUUGUUGGUUAAGUGUUAUGAGUUUGUUCGGGGGAGGGGGGGAGGCAGGACAUACGGGAACGGUGCCAUCAAGAUGGGAGUGUUUGUUUUGAUAUAAUAAAAUUACUUGAAAGAGUGAAGGAAUCUCCUAUUUUAAUUCAGCACGCAGCAGCCCAAAGCUCCCUGUCUGAAAAUUGUAGAAAGUCGUGUGUCAUUAGUUUGGUGUAUUCCUAAUCUAGAACCCACAUUACACCCUUCUUUCUCUUGUUUAAAGCUUGCCCCCGAGUUCUAAAUGAAUUCUCAAACCUUGCACUGUACUUGGCACACCGUAGAUGCAUAAUAUCAUUUGAAUAAAUCUUAAAAUUAGGAACAGAAUCAGCCAG